UUGUGGGGUUUCUUACAGAAGGAAGUCAUCACCUGGGCUUGGGAGCUUUUGACGGAAGUCUACGAGAUCCCAGCUGAUCGCCUUUAUGUUUCGUACUUUGGUGGAGAUACGAAGAGUGGUAUCCCAGCUGACGAGGAGGCAAGGAGCAUAUGGCUCAGUCUAGGGCUGCCGGAUAAUCGAAUACUCCCAUUUGGAAUGAAGGACAACUUCUGGGAAAUGGGUGAUGUUGGACCGUGUGGCCCUUGCUCGGAGAUCCAUUUUGACAGGAUCGGUGGGCGCGAUGCUUCUCAUCUGGUCAACGCAGACGACCCGAUGGUUGUUGAGAUCUGGAACCUGGUCUUUAUACAGUUCAAUAGAGAAGAAAGCGGUGAUCUGCGUCCUCUCCCUGCGAAACAUAUCGAUUGCGGACUUGGUUUGGAGCGAUUGAUUGCUGUUAUUCAAGAAAAGACAUCCAAUUAUGACACUGACAUGUUCCAACCUAUCUUCAAAGCCAUUCAAGAAGGAACUGGAACACGGCCUUAUACCGGUAAAGUAGGAGCUGAUGAUGUUGACGGAAUUGAUAUGGCUUAUCGUGUUGUGGCUGACCACAUUCGAACUCUGACAAUUGCGCUAUCCGAUGGAGGUCGUCCUGAUAAUACCGGGAGAGGGUACGUACUGCGCCGUGUCCUUCGAAGAGGUGUUCGUUAUGCAACGGAGAAGCUUAAUGCUCAACCUGAAUUCUUCGCUUCUUUAGUUCCCGUUGUUAUAGAGAUUUUAGGUGACACGUUCCCGGAGCUCCGCCGUGAUCCCGAAACCGUUCGAGAUAUUAUAAAUGAUGAAGAACAGCAGUUCUUGAAAACUUUGGUCCGUGGUCGCAGACUGUUCCAACGCGCCGUGGCUGGUCUAGGAGCUGAUGAGAAGACAUUCCCUGGUGAUGUGGCUUGGCGUUUAUACGAUACCUACGGAUUUCCUGCUGACCUUACUCAACUGAUGGCAGAAGAGAAAGGGUUAACCGUCGAUCAGAAGGCUUUCGAGGAGUGCAGGAAGAAGGCAGUGGAGUUAUCAGCUGCUGGAGCUGGGAAGUUCCGCGACACGUUAGACCUGAACGUCCAUGCCAUUGCUGAGCUCCAAAAGCAAUCUGACCAAAGAUAUAUUCCUGAAACCCAGGUGAAAGAAGCUGAGGAAAUUGUGCAAUCAAUCAUAAACACCCGUGAACCAGUUUACGCAAAAGAAGCUCCGUUACCCCAGGCCCGAGAAAUAUCCGGAUUGAGAGCAAUGUUCGAUGAGAAUUAUCCUGAUCCAGUUAGAGUGGUAUGCGUUGGAGUACCAGUAGAAGAACUUCUGGCGAAUCCGAAAAGUGGUGCCGGUUUGAAGACAACGGUGGAAUUCUGUGGAGGAACGCAUCUCCACAACGUCGGACAUAUCGGACAUAUGGUAAUCUCAUCCGAGGAAGCUAUUGCCAAAGGAAUUCGACGGAUUGUAGCUUUGUCGGGACCAGAAGCUGAAAGAGCGAUUCAUCGAGCAGAUAGACUAGCAGCAAGGGUCAAGACCAUAUCAGAAGAAAUCUCGGCGAAUAAAAACAUAGCCAUGGACUCUGAAAAGUUCAAGGCAAAAUCCAAACAAGUCCAGGAGCUGAUUGAUGUAAGAAAGCGUUCAGUUUUGUGCUGA
This is a messenger RNA of Haemonchus placei, 1647 nucleotides long. The record is from the annotation of a GenBank genome assembly. NCBI's taxonomy places the organism in Eukaryota, Metazoa, Nematoda, Chromadorea, Rhabditida, Trichostrongylidae.